Molecule: messenger RNA, 3341 nt
Organism: Sus scrofa (pig)
Lineage: Eukaryota; Metazoa; Chordata; Mammalia; Artiodactyla; Suidae
Gene: ZIC4
Product: Zic family member 4
Biological process (GO): regulation of transcription by RNA polymerase II
Cellular component (GO): nucleus
Molecular function (GO): DNA-binding transcription factor activity, RNA polymerase II-specific; RNA polymerase II cis-regulatory region sequence-specific DNA binding
Source: RefSeq, a predicted model, not a curated record
UUAGCUUUGACUGGGGAGCUUUCAGGCAGCCCGAAGGGCCCCUGCUCUGCAUCGCCGGCUGCAGAGCUGUGUGGGAGAGGCGGGCAUGGCUUUGCCGGCGCGCUUGCGGGUUAAUCAGUGUGAAGCAGCAGUGAAGGCUCUGGACUGAAAUCGCUGGCUUGGGAAGCAGGCUGAAGAUGACCUCUGAUUUUGGGCAGGCCUGCACCUGCUAGGGCGACAACACAACAUGUAACCUUGGUGUUCCCCCCAAAGAAAUAUUAUGCCUUUUGCCUGUACCCAAGGGUCAACUUUCAUGGCUCUCCCCUUAGCAAGAUCAAUUACUGAAACACCCUUUCCUUUUCUCAAGGUGUAGGAAGGAAGGCAAAUUCCAAUAAGUCUCCAGAUUGUGCUCCUGACUGAUAAUUUAGUGUGCAGGGCUGAUGAGAAGAGACAAGUCAGAAGCAACCACUUGGAGAAAACCAAGCCGAGGAUUUUCAGGGGUUUUAUAUCCCUGGGUUGGUAGGGAGCUCAGGUCCAGGGUCCCAGGGACUGCUCCUAGAUUCUUUCAGCCCUCCUUCAGCAAGAUGAUGGACUUGCUAAGUGGGGUCAGAGCUUGAACCAAAGGAGAGGAUAUUUACCCAGGUUCCAUGCACAGGCCAGUAAUGGAGCUGCUCCAGGAGCAGCUUAAGGUUGGUCCCAGUUGCCUGUCUGAAGCCCAGUCUCUAAAAUGUUUGUUUGCAUGCCUGUGGGUUUAUAAUGCACAAAAGGCUGCCAGGACUUGGGGAUAGAAAUGACCCAGGCCUCUUAAAGGGAGGGCCUGGCCUGGGCAGCAUUGUGGGUGGACAGAGUUCUCUAGGGAAACUCACACCCAUUUCCCUCAGAAGCAAAAAAGUAAAUUAUAUUAGUUCCAACCAACCAGGACUUUUCUCGUGCCAGACAUCCUGCCAUGAGGAAAUUUUAGAGCAAGGACGCCCAGCAUGCUGCCCUUCUGUAGGAAUGCAAAGUUGGGCUUCCUUUCUUUUCUGAUUUGUGCGGGAAGGAGCUUAUUACCUUUGGGGACAGAUGUCUUUCGGUUAGAAAGAAUUGAAAAUAAUAAAACCCUCUGGGAAAAGGCUCAAAGGCAGAAAAUGAGAUACAAGACUUCUUUGGUGAUGAGGAAACGAAUACGGCUUUACCGAAACACCCUGAAAGAGUCAAGUAGCAGCUCUGGACACCAUGGCCCCCAGCUCGCUGCCGCCUCCAGCCCCUUGGUGUUCCCAGGCCUUCACGAGCAGCCUCCCCAGGCCUCCCCCAGCGGCACUUUGAACGGACUCCUGCGUCUGGGGCUCCCCGGAGACAUGUACGCACGGCCUGAACCCUUCCCGCCGGGACCUGUGGCCCGCAGCGACGCCCUGGCAGCUGCCGCAGCCCUGCACGGCUACGGGAGCAUGAACCUGACCAUGAACAUCGCCGCGCCCCACGGUCCCGGCGCCUUCUUCCGCUACAUGCGCCAGCCCAUCAAACAGGAGCUUAUCUGCAAGUGGCUGGCGGCUGACGGCCCCGCGCCCCCGCGCCUCUGCUCCAAAACUUUCAGCACCAUGCACGAGCUGGUCACGCACGUCACCGUGGAGCACGUCGGCGGCCCUGAGCAGGCCAACCACAUCUGCUUCUGGGAGGAGUGUCCGCGCCAGGGCAAGCCCUUUAAAGCCAAAUACAAACUUGUAAAUCACAUCCGCGUGCACACGGGCGAGAAGCCCUUCCCCUGUCCUUUCCCGGGGUGUGGGAAGGUCUUUGCUAGAUCAGAAAAUCUCAAAAUACACAAAAGAACUCACACAGGGGAGAAGCCCUUCAGGUGCGAGUUCGAGGGCUGCGAGCGGCGCUUCGCCAACAGCAGCGACCGCAAGAAGCACUCACACGUGCAUACGAGCGACAAGCCCUACACGUGCAAAGUGCGCGGCUGCGACAAGUGCUACACGCACCCCAGCUCCCUGCGUAAGCACAUGAAGGUGCACGGGCGCUCGCCGCCGCCUCCCAGCUCUGGCUACGACUCGGCCGCGCCGUCUGCCCUCGUGUCGCCCUCCUCGGACUUCGGCCGCGAGCCCCCAGUGGCCUCCUCGGCGGCGGUGGUGGCGCGUGGCGCCGACCUGAGUGAAUGGUACGUGUGUCAGGGCUCUGGCCCCGCCGCCGCAGACCCUGCGUCUCCCCUGAGUGCCGCGUCACCACCUGGCCCUGCCGCUGCUGCCGCCGCCGCCGCCUCCAGUAUUAAGGCUUGAAGAGAGAGUGAGGAAGGAAGAAGGGAAGGAAGGUCACCACUGAUAGUUGUUAGAGCUGUUGAAUAUGCUGAUAUAAUGUCCAUUAUCUUAAAAUAUCAAUAAUGGUACCCAUAGAGAUUCUAUCAUCACAUCCUGCACUCCCACCCACCUUCACACACAGAUGCCCUCAUAACUGGGUAGCUUGAAACCAAUGCAAAGAAACUAGAGAAAGAGAUAAGCAAGAGGUAAACAACAACUGUAUUAGGAGAGUUUAUGUGCAAUAUUAGCAACUACAGGUGGCAUAAGUAAGACCACAAGGAUCUUGUGUGGUUCACAGAAUGGGAAAUGUUUUCCUCGAGGCUUGGGUCACUUGGAUUGCCAUCCCUACUCCCUUCCCAGCUCCCAGUCUGAGCUUCCUUAGGAGUUUCUCUGCCGGUAUUGUCCCUUCCUAUUUCUUUCCUCUUUUACCUCCCAACACUUCCCCCUCCCCCACCUAUUCAAGUCCCAGAUUCAAAAUUUUCCAACCACUUAUACAGAGUGGGGUCAGCAUCUUCACUAGGGAUUACAUGCCACUCCUCUGUAGACUGUCCCAAGCACACAGAUACAUCUGUCUGCCUGUCUAUCUGCUCAAUAUGCUUGGGGUAGGUUGUGAGUCUAAACAACAGAAAAUAUAAACAAAAGAGCUCAAAAAAGAUUUUGCAAUUCAAUGCUCUAAAGGCUCCUAAGACCAGCCACCUUUUCCCCACCCAACCCUUGUUAGAGGUGCUGCCUGUGGGAUUUUGUGGGAGCUUGGCAUUGAGGGUUCAGAAUGGGCCAAUGAUAUCACUAAGCCCAGGCCUCCACAGGAAAGAGAUUCUGCCUAGGCAACAACAUCUGGAUGAAUCAUGUCAAUUUAGCAGUGGUCUUUGUCAAAAAUCACACAAAGAUGGUCUUUUUUUAAAGGAGGGGCAAGAGAUGAACUGUAAUAAUAAAUCUUUUAAAGGCAAAUACCCAAUUGGGUCUAGAUUGAAUGUGUAUUUGAUAUACUGGGCACCAAAUUCCCUGAAGGAGAACCAGAUGUUGGGCACAGGGAAGAGGAAAAUCUUUGAAUUUUUUGCCAAGAGGGGAAAAAAAUCAGGGGCUGGUUCUCAG